Messenger RNA from Dromaius novaehollandiae (emu), 11008 nucleotides. RefSeq names its product signal peptide peptidase like 2B (gene SPPL2B). Gene Ontology annotation, molecular function: aspartic endopeptidase activity, intramembrane cleaving. The record is from RefSeq and is a predicted model, not a curated record. Lineage: Eukaryota; Metazoa; Chordata; Aves; Casuariiformes; Dromaiidae. The coding region runs from base 122 to 1918 and encodes 598 amino acids. Gene Ontology annotation, biological process: membrane protein proteolysis. Gene Ontology annotation, cellular component: lumenal side of endoplasmic reticulum membrane; lysosomal membrane; cytoplasmic side of endoplasmic reticulum membrane. The transcript is spliced from 15 exons.
CCCCGGCCAGCGUGGGGCGGGACUUCCGGGGCGGGCCGCCGUGUCACCCGGUGCGGAAGGGCGCCAGGCCCGGCCCGGCCCCAGCGGAAACAAAAGCGGGCGGCGGCGCGGCGGGCCCGGCAUGGCGGCGGCGCGGCGGGCUCGGCUCCCGGCCCAGCUCCUCCUGCUCUUCGUGGCGCAGGUUUACUGCGAGUAUGGGAUGGUACAUGUCCUUUCAGAGAAGGGAAGCAGCAAAGGAAAAGACUACUGUAUCCUCUUCAACUCUCAGUGGGCCCACUUGCCACACGAUCUGGGUAAAGCUUCCCUCUUGCAACUGCAGGAUCAGACAGCAUCUGUUUUGUGUUCUCCUUCUGAUGUACCUGAUGGAGGAUUUAAUAAUCGAAUCCCCAUGGUGAUGCGAGGGAAUUGCACCUUCUAUGAGAAAGUGAGGCUUGCUCAGAUAAAUGGAGCUCGUGGCCUGCUGAUUGUUAGUAGAGAGAGACUGGUUCCUCCUGGGGGUAACAGGAGUCAAUAUGAAGAGAUUGAUAUUCCUGUGGCUCUGCUCAGCUACACUGAUAUGUUAGAUAUUGGCAAGAGUUUCGGCAGGUCGGUGAAGGGAGCAUUGUAUGCACCAAAUGAGCCUGUGUUAGACUACAACAUGGUGAUUAUAUUUGUCAUGGCCGUGGGGACUGUUGCAAUUGGAGGCUACUGGGCAGGAAGCAGAGAUGUGAAAAAACGAUACAUGAAGCACAAACGUGAUGAUGGGGCAGAGAAACACGAUGAUGAAACUGUUGAUGUGACUCCAAUAAUGAUCUGUGUAUUUGUAGUGAUGUGCUGCUCAAUGCUGGUCCUCCUUUAUUUCUUCUAUGACCACUUAGUCUAUGUUAUCAUAGGUAUAUUCUGCCUGGCUGCCUCAAUUGGUCUUUACAGUUGUCUGUCCCCCUUUGUAAGAAGAUUCCCAUUGGGAAAAUGCAGAAUCCCAGACAACAACUUGCCUUAUUUUCACAAGCGUCCACAGGUCCGGAUGCUGCUAUUGGCAGUAUUUUGUAUCUCUGUCAGCGUAGUCUGGGGAAUCUUCAGGAACGAAGAUCAGUGGGCCUGGAUUCUACAAGAUGCUUUAGGAAUUGCUUUCUGUCUUUACAUGUUGAAAACAAUUCGCCUGCCUACGUUUAAGGGUUGUACCUUGCUCCUCCUGGUUCUUUUUGUGUACGAUGUGUUUUUUGUAUUUAUCACACCUUUUCUAACAAAGACUGGGGAGAGUAUAAUGGUGGAGGUGGCUGCAGGCCCGUCUGAUUCUGCCACUCAUGAAAAGCUCCCGAUGGUCCUGAAGGUUCCAAGACUGAACUCCUCACCCUUGGCUCUUUGUGAUAGGCCUUUUUCUCUCCUAGGAUUUGGAGACAUUUUAGUUCCAGGCUUACUGGUGGCCUAUUGCCAUAGAUUUGAUAUUCAGGUGCAGUCCUCCAGAGUCUAUUUUGUAGCCUGCACAAUAGCCUAUGGCAUAGGUCUUCUUGUGACCUUCGUAGCCUUGGCAUUGAUGCAGAUGGGUCAGCCAGCUCUCCUCUACUUGGUGCCCUGUACGCUUAUCACAAGCUUUGCUGUGGCUCUUUGGAGAAAGGAGCUUGCAAUGUUCUGGACGGGCAGCGGCUUUGCGAAAGACCUACCUCAGCCUCCCUUGGUGAUAGCUCCUGUCAGCUGCCACGAGCUUCCCAAAGACGCCAACGUACCAGCCUCUCAACAAGACACAGAGCAAAUGACUAAUCCUACCCUCCACGUGGAGGAGCUGCACGACCCCACCUUGGCUGCGGAGGAGCUGGCCGAUACCACCACAAAGACAGAGCAGCCAGAAACUUCUGUCUCACGGAGUGAGGAACCAGCCAGUCAGAACAAGGACGACUUUGAAAGCAAAAGCCUAAACCCAGAGCAAAACCAGCUGGAAUAAAUGAUGUGAUAGGAACCCCCUUUUCCCCUCACGGACAUAUCCACAUAAAACCAGUGUGUAUUUAGACUGGUUUAGUAGUGUUCACAUUCAUUGAAAAACCUCACUGGGAGUGAUCAUCAAAUCCAACCAAGAAUGUUCUGCCUCCAGCUUCGGUACAGCUAUACACUCCAAACAUCUUUCUAAAAUAUGGUGCUCUACAAGGGUUCUGAUGUAUGAAUUUUGGUGAUCAUUUUAUUAGUGGAUGCCUUCUACUGUUCCAGUGUAAUGAUACUGGGGUAGUAUUAAGAGUUUUUAUUUACAGUACUCUGUGCUUGUGUAGCUCUUGUGCUGCUUUAGCAUAGUGUAGGUGAACAUGGAGGGAAAAGCAUUGAAUGAGUCUGCUACAAUGCUAAGUUGAGAGAAACAUGAUACAUUUUUAGCACUUUCCCUAUCGUUGCGUUUUACUUUUCCCUACUUAUCAAAGCCAUUGAUGCAAGGGAAUGCUUUAGUAUUAACUGACAUUCAGGCAAUGCAGAGAGCUGGUUACAUUACCAGCCUCUGAGAGGACUUAUAUUACCAUGGUGCAUUAAAUGCAUCUCUUAAUGUUUUUUUUGUCUUUGUUUUUACUUCCAGGUACCUGGGUUGGCUACUAGUCUAGUUUAAAAGGCAGGAUGAAUGGACCUACAGGAAGCGCUGUAAGCACUUGUAUGAACUCUAGGGGCUGUCUCUGGAAAAAAAAAUACAGUGUUUAUUGCAAAACACAGCAUAGUGGAAUAAGUUUAUUUUGAAUGUUUGAUGUUUAAAAAAAGAAAAAGAAAUCCAAACAGAUAAGAAAGCAAGUGGUAGCACUAUACUCAGCUUAAUAGGCAGUAUUUUCCCUGGGCAAACUUUAAAGUAAAAUGAAAAAUGUUUGUGGGGUUUGGGAGUUUUUUUUAGCUUCUAUUUAUUCUUCUUUUAAGUAAUAUAGGUGUGAUUUCUAAUUCUGAAGAAAAUAGUCUGGUGUCAUCAUUCUCCAGGGAGCAUGUAUGGUGCUAUAGUCAGUUGUGAUUUAGAGUUACUUGCCACUCAGUAACUAAUAAGCUGCCUCAAAUCAUGUUUUGUCUUUGUCCCAAAAGUAGCCACAGUGAGGCCUGUCAGGUUCUGGAAAGAGGCUGUGAUCUAGCCUGUUAUUUUGUACCUUUUGCUACAUGACAUUAUGAAGGACUAAAUCUGUAUACUUUUUAAACUCUUUCAGGUGCAGCUGUUGUACUUUAUGUACCAGAAAAUGUACAAUUUUUUUUGUAUGGCAUGAUUUUUUUAUGCAUCAACUUUGCUACACAUAGAGGGAUAAUGAGAUUUGCAUAUCACUUAUUCCAUUUAAGAAUUUAGAACACUUGGCGUUAUCAAAGAUGUCAGUAUCGUGUGCUUACACUGCAUUCCCUUUAAAAAAAAAAAAAAAAAAAAAAAAACUUUGAAUCUGAAAUGGUCAUAGAAAUAUUCUAGGAUCCUAGAAUAUGAUUCCAAACGCCAUGCAAGAAAUACUCUUUCUAUGUAUUCUGAGGGCCCAAAAUGUGAUUUUUACAAAUGUAUCACUUUAGUGUCAUGAUCUGAAGCAGUGAUUUUAAGUUAAGCUCUAGUUGGCAUGUUGAGUUGAAUCCUGGAAGGUUCUCCUUUAAUGUCUGUAUGUUAAACUUAUGUCGCUGUCUUUUGCUAGGCCUUCCAAAAGUUGUGCUGUAUUUUCUUGGAUGAUAACUUUUCACUUUCUCUUCUGUUUCAUGUUGGGUGGACAGCAUUCUUUCUCUAGAAUGUCUAAGGCUUUCUGUAAAACCACACUAUGGAUUCAGAAUUUUACCAGCUUCUGCUUAAAGCUUUGAGCCCUCUCUGAUAAGUUGAUUUAAUGGUGAGUUUCUUGAAAGGCUUCCCGAGUCCGAAGGCCUGCGGUGCAUUUAAUUGAUAAAUGAACCGAAUGGAUCAUGGUGAAUGGCAGUAGAGAGAGGUCCGUUUUUCAGUCUGCUCUUUAAUGGACUACGUUACUUCUGCCGGGGGUAACAUGAAUCAGUUAAUGCAAAGCAACAGAGACAUUUUAUUCAAAACUUCAGCCAGCUGGAUUAUGCCUUAAUUUAAGCCACUGUAUAAGUAUGUAUACUAAACAUCUAUUUAAAAUAAGAAAAUAAACCUAUGUUUAAAUGAUGAACUUGACAAAUAGCAGGAAAAAACAUUUGGAGACUGACUCAAAGUUUUAUGGGUUUUUUUGUCUUGACUGUCUUUCAGUCAUAGUGCUAUUGGGAAUAGGUUUUUUUAAUAUACUUAAAAGCCAGUAGUUUCUUUUUGAUGAUUGUGAAGUACUAAGUUUUGUCAUCAUCUUGAAAUAUGCAUUUUAACACUUGUUCUCAUCUGAUGUAAUGUGUAUCAGGAAACAGUUUAUUUCUCAAGUUGUUUAUAAUUAAAAUGGAAGAAUUCAAAACACUGAUUAACUUGCAAGCAUUUAGCAGUCACUUUGCUCACAUUGUAUUUUAGAUUGGUGUGCUUGGAGCAUAAGCUUUACCUUAUGUUUCUGAGUUUUCCAUCUAUUUUUUUAAGUGUGAUUUUCACCAACUACAAAGAUCAAUGUGGAAAAAGCAAUGGCUACUUAGUAUGCUAGUGCAAUACCUCCAGUUGAAGUAUGUGAACUGAGUUAUAUACUUUGACUAUUCCAGUACUGUACAAAUCAGGUGACCCUAGUGCACCCAUUUGGCUGCGACUGUUUGGACCCUGAUCCUGCUCAGUUCAAUCACUUCCAUCAAAAAACAAGGCUGUGCUUUUUUGUUUUUCAGAAACCUCCCUGAUCAGCUUAAUGUAAAACCUAAUGUUGUGUAGGAAAAGAUGAAGAGAUGCAGUUGAUCAUAAUUUUAUUUGGUGAUUGCAGACAUGUGUCCCACACCAAACUCACUUUAAAAGAAGUCUUUGAACGUUGAUGCGCUUCUUGUUUACAUCUUUCAUAUACUAAGUCUUUAGCUGACAAUCUAAAGAUUCAAGAAUAAAGAAUCUACUUCUGAAAACUUGUAUGUGUUCAAGUAAAGCACUUGUAGUCCAAAAGGGGAAAAAAAAAUGCUUUCUUUGGGCUAUCACAGUAGUAAUGGUCAGAUUCUUUCCUGGUUCUGGAAUUGCAAAAUUGCAGUCAGUGUGUCAGCUCAAGUUGUUGGUUCUGACUGUGCUCUUGAAGGGUCGCACACAUACAGCUGAAGGUAGAAUGUAAACUGGAAGACUUUGACUAAUGGUGACAAGUAAGAGAGUAGUACUCUAAAUCCUCUUCUACUUUGUGGGAUUCUUUUUUUUUUUCUAGUCACAAAUGAAGAGCAUUUUAAACAAAAUACUUGGGGCGGGGGGGGAGAAUAUAUCCUGCUUUUAUUAAUGGCAGUAAAAAAGAGCAUAUCCACAUAUGUAAGAAUUAAACUUGUGAAAAUACUUUGUUACAUCUAAACUUAGAUUCCAAAAGACACAGAAAAUAUGCAGCACGGUAUCCUUUCCAAAAGAAUUGUCCACAUAUCUAACAGAAAUCUUCAUUUAGAUUACUGUUGGUUUAAUUUUUUUUUUUUUUCAACUCUUAUAUAAACCAUACCUAAUCUCUUGGAUUUUUUUAGCUGAUGCCUUGAUCUCAGAUGAUCAUUCCAGACUUUCUUUCAGAAGCUCUUCUCUUCUUACAGUAGCCCUCAGUCUGUCUGUCCUCUCUUUUGCCUCGUGGUUGAGUAGUGGAUGUAUUUUUUCUUGCACUACACUGAAUGUUUAGGAUGUAAGGCCCAAUAAUAUCUCUUUAAUGAAAGCUUUAAUGUUUAUUAGUAAACAAAGUGGAACAUUUUGUUUAUGCUUGCAUCAUUUGCAAUGUUAUUUUUAGUAUAUUCCUGUGUAAAUAAGCUGGCAGCAGUAAUAUGCAGCUAUUGCAUAUUGACGUACUGAUACCUUACAAAUCACAUUGGCACAAGAGUUUCAGAUAUAGACGUUCCUGCAGAUCCAAGCUUUUGUACAAAGGUAGUGCCUUUUUCCAUGACCAGUAUAAUCCCAGAUGUUUUAAAAUCUGUGUAAGGGCUACACAUCCAGAAAAAUGGGGACAUUCUUAAAGUCUGGCAGAGAACAAAGUAUGAUCAGAGGUCUAGAAAACAGCAGCUGAAAGAAAAGAUUAAGCUUUUAGGUAUUUAAUCUAGAGCAUGGUUUUCCAGCUGGCCAACAUGAAAUGAAGCACAGAGUCAUGCUAACAAAUUCUUAGGCUUUUUUUGUUUAGGCUCUAUGCCAACGCUGCUAAGAAGCAUGGAGAGGGAGAGGAUAAGAAAAAAAGUGAAGGUGACUCAGAGGAAGAGUGAGGAGACACCAACAUGGUGAACAAGAAUGGCGGCAGAAGAGCUUGCUCCAGAUAGGUCUAAAACCACUAGUCCAAGGAGAAAACUUAGAGGGAUGCAAGACAAACAUCCUAAAAUUUGAAAAACUACUGCAAAUUGGAAGAAAAAAAGUUUUCUUUUCUAUUAGGGAUGGCAUUAGAAUUAAUAGACUUAAAUUACAGCAAGGGAAUUUUAGGGCUGAUGGUGGGAAAGUCUCUGUAAGAAUGGCUAACCACUGGAGUAGAUUGCCUAGGAAGCGAUGAAACUUCCAUCAGGGAAUGUUUUAAAAAACAGCUAAGAGAGUUAUUUCUCAGGAUAGUGUUCUUAUUCCUGCCCCGCAGCAGAGGCUGUAGAUGUACUCUGAGGUUCUGUCUGUUCUAGCUUACCAAGUCAGGACAAGGGCACAUGCUCAAGCACUGGCCCAUGAUCAUCUGUAGUGUUUAACUGUUAAAAAUGGUCCACAGAGUAACUCUAGUACAGGCCAGAUAGCACUAUGCCUGGACAUGCAGAUAGUAUGGGGCAGGCCUAUUUCCAGUGCACGAUGUCACUGAGAUCAUCCUGUUCUGAGAGCAAAGGAUUUAACCAUAUGGACAUGAACCAUGCUAUGCCACUUGCAUCAGGUGGCAGAGAACAAGCCCUGGCCUGCUUUUCCUGUACAGAUGUAGCCUAAGGGUCAAGCUUGCUAUGAGUCAAUGCCAUCAUAGCCUGAACUUUUCCUUGCAGCAGUCAGUUUGUAUCUUAUGAGUGCUUUAAUGGAGUUAUGCAAGGCAGCAUUUAAGAAAACAGCGUGGUUAACAAUUCAGAUCUUGUGUUACAAAGACCUUUCUCUGCUAAUGUAAAGAUAACGGUAAAUCCUCUAGAAAGAAACCACAUCAAAGCACAUGUUGAUUAGACCUGGUGCUCUUUUUACUGUGAUAAUAUUUUUUUAAUGUGUCUUUGAUUGCAUUGGAUGUUUCUAGCACCCUGCAAGGUUUUCAGAACUGGAUGGCCUUGUGAACUACCAGAGGCUUCCUUUGGCACUGGAACAAGAGAAUUGUCUCUUCACUGAUCCUCUAUAGCUUAUGCAUUCAUAACUUACAUUAUUCUGGGAUGAUCUUUCAUCUUUGCAUUUUCUUUCUCUGGUAUUUCAAGCAAAUGUUCAGAUUAAGGGGAGGGAGGAUGAGUUUCUGCCAUCUGUAUAUUAGUAGCAGUUAACAAUAGGUCUCAUGUUUAUGAUAUAGUAAUCAUUUAUAUCCAUAAUGAAAUUCUUGAGAGCACCGUAUUCUGUAGAGCAUGCAGGAAUGAUCAUAGGUGUGGUCAGCACUGAUCUACCACUCUGAGCACUAUAAAAAUUAUGUAGCCAUGGAUUGGUCCAGGGAAGGGUUUGAUGAUAAACAAUGCCCGUAAAUUUUAUUUCCUCAAAUCAGGAACUAGUACCUCUUGUACAGAGUCAUCUAUUAUUUCAGGAAUUAGUAGAAGACUUGGCUUGGUGUAAUGCAGUAACUCAGGAGGUCCCUCUCAGUCCUGUUUUCCCAGCAGCUCUUGGGAAUAGUGCUGUUCUUGGUCCAACAGGACCCAAGGAUACCAAGUGCAUGUGCUGCUUGGGAUGAUUUGGAGCUAUGUUUCCCAGCUGAAGACAGCAAUACAAUUUAUCACAUUUAUCAUGAUAUCGUUCUGCAUAUUAGCAUUUCCCCUCUUUGCCAAGUUUAGCUCCAUGCAGCAAAACUUCAUCCAGUUUUUAGUUUCAGGCUCUUGGAAAGCUUUGAGAUGAUUUGUAGGCUAGAAAAUCUUGAUUGAUACCUAUUUUCUGCUGACACACUCAUGCUCUGUGUUGUGACUUUGGGUGUUUAAUGUAAAAAUAUAUUGGUUAGAUGAAAAUACGAAGAGAUGUGGUAAAUGAGCUAAUCAUAGCUUCUUAGACAAUUAAUGAUUGGAGCUGGUACAGUGCCCUGCACUGCCAGAUGAAUAGCACCUAAUAGUCAAAUAUUGCUGAAAGACUUCAGUACUGUAAGAGGAGGUGCUUGUCGGGAACAGCAGUGCCCUACCUGUGCAGUCAGUUUGUUGGUGCUUCUGGAAGACUAGCUCUUCAGCACUGUUGAUUAUACACAAGAGUCAUAACUGAGAUGGUUUCCAUACAAUAAUCCUUUUCUUAAUCAGAAAUUUGUAAAGGAUAAAAAUACCCCUUUUCAUCUUAAAGGUGUAGCUGUAGCCCAGAAAAUGCUAUAAAGUGGCCACUUCUCCAUUGUGAAAUCAAGCUUUAAAUAGCUUCUAUGCUAAGAAGAUGAUGUGACAGGAACACAAUCCUUGACAUGUGUUUUCUACAGCAAGAAACCAGUAGAUUUUUUCUGGUUCUGCUCUGACUGAAGUUGGUCCAGUUAAUGUUCAACAAAAAUUUCAUAACAGUGGUUCAGGUUUAGUUUGAAGAAAGAAAGAUAAUGGUUGAGAUCAUUCUGUUUUGGGUCAGACUCUUCUCUGUAGCUGAUAGGGAAUGCUUUAAAAAAAAAAAAAAAGUCACAGAUAUGGCCACUAACUAACUUGUGAGCAAGCCUGUGGGGGGAGAUAGUUUCCCCCCUCCCCACCCCUUUCCCUUCUCCCAAACUGCCAGGUCAUGGUUGUCUGCACGUGCUGGUGCACAUCUCCUUGUCACUUGUCCUCUCUGGCAGGCUUUUAAUUCUCAAACUUCCGUAGAUCCAGCUCAAGCUUUGGGAGAGCAAAAGUCUCUUCUUCAUAAUGUGUUCUGGUGUUAUCUGUUUCAUAGUGCACUCCCAGAGCUACCUGCCAAGCCCACCGACACUGAAAAGAGUGCAGGUGGGUAUCGGUCAGCAUUGCCCAGCCUGACGGCUCGAUCGCAUUGCAUUCGUUACGUGGGGGAGCUGCAUUUCAACACUUCAGAUGAAUCUUUUUGAUCCUAGAAGUCAUACUUUGUAUAAGCUCCACUACUUUCAGUCUGGCCACAUAUGAAAGCAAGAACACUUUUAAAGAAAAAUACACAUGGUCAGCUUGUUAUUUUUAACCAUGUUCCUUCAGAUUCUUCAUCCAGUCGGAUGCUGGAGGAACUGGGGACCUAGUAACGUUUUUUCAAAGAGGACUAGCACGUUGCUCAGUGUUAGUGCUAGUUAACUAAAAGUAAACUAAUGCUGCUUUGUAUGUGGAUCAGACGGGAGCUUGUAGGCUAAAAUUUAGAGUAAUAUCAAGAGGAUUUAUGAGAUGACAAGGAGAUACGUAUUUGUUUAAUGCUUAUAUCUUGGAUGCUUGAUAGUAGCUGCUUUUAGGGAGAUGACUUAUUCCUGGGAGGUAGCCUAAUCCUUUAUAAGUAGAAUUGUUUUAAAUGUCUGAUGUCUUUGUGGAAGGACUUUGUAGUAAUGUUCAAGUAAUAGUAUAUAAGCUAGUGUUAUGAAGACUGCAAACUCUAAAGGUUAAUUUUAGUGCUCAGGAAUGCAUACAUCUAACUGCAUAUGUAUUCGUGAGAAAUAAAACCUUUAAACUCUUGUUUUAUACUGUGUUGAGAAGUUUUGUUAUAAUCCAAAAGCAGUGGUACUUUUUUUUUUUUUUUUUGCUAUUUUAAAUCCUGCUAUGCAGUUUGGCCCCUUAAUUUAAAAAAUAAAAAGAAGAAGAAGAAGAAGAAGAAGGAGCUAAGAGGGUUGGCCAGCAUGGGAAGACCGUGGCAUUAAAAACUCUGUUCAAGUAUUUUUCCUGCACAUUAAGUGCUACCGCCACAUGUACUGAAACUGUGGAAAUGCAGUGCAGGUGAGACCUAAAGAACCAUGAAUUUCACUUCUCUCAAAGAUACAGUCAUCAAUAGGUGCAUUUUGCUGUAGGUGUUAAGUAUGCUGAUAAAAUGAAUAUCCUUCAGAAUUUUAUCUUGCGUUAUCUCAUAUACCUUGUCAUUAAUCAGUUAAUCGCACAUGCUGUGCAUUUUAGUUUCACAGUUUUAAUUCACUGAAUUAAUUGCUGAAUUUUAGACAGCUUUAUGUGAAUAAGGUAAUUCUCUCCCUACUCAAGUGCAGACUGUAGAAGGUGCAAUAUUUGCUAGAUGAAUUCCAAAAUUGGUGCAUGGUAUCUACAAGGAUAGAUAAAUGAGUCUAAUUUUGUGAGUGGUAUCUAUGAUACAAGUAAGGUGGUUGUUUGUUUGCAAAUUGUAAUAAAGAACUAAACAUUUCAUGUUACUUAUCUUUCUAUGCUGACAAUAGCAUAGAGCUGCUGCAAAGACCAAGGGAAAGAAGUGUCUUUUCCAAUUAGUAAAAGCCACUUCUGGUUUAUAGUUCCAAAACUUUAGGUCUUAACUGUAAUACUUGCCUCAGAUCUUCAGUCUGGGUGUUUUUUUCUACCAUGUGUCUAUGUAUCUCUUCAUGAUUUUGAAAUCAGCCACUCCUUCUGGCUGAAUUACAGCCUUGUAUCUAAUUGCACAUUGUAUCAGAAUACAUAUUCUUAUAUAUGUAAAUGCAUUGUAGUACAUAGCAUUUCCAGGGAUCAAAUGUAGCUUUGUUUCUUCCUUCCAUGAUGUAACACGGGACAAAUUCAAUGUCAAAAUAAUCAGUGGGGAAAAGGAAUGUUAGGACAACAGGUGAGAACUACCCCAAGCGUUUUUGCAGAGUGAAUUUUUUGUUUUCUGUGAAAAGAUACAGUGAAAGAAAACGAACUUGAAAAUGACUUGAUUGUGUGCUGGUCCAACUGAAAUUGCAGUGUUUUUUUCUGUUUUGCUUUUAAAGAACAAUGCACUUUACUUUUCUUUAGCCUGCUUCCAUUUACAAAUGUAAACAUUUUCUAAAACUGUAAAAUAAAGAUACUUAAUUUUUGAACUGAA